AUAAAAUAUCCCCUCAAAAGUAUUGUGCCAACUAUUAAAAUUACGGACUAAUAUAAUAUAGUGAAACUUAUGGACAAUUGCCCCGUUAAUAUUAUUUGUCCUGGACCUGAUUUAAAUGGCAGCAUUUCGCAAAAAUGGAAAAGACUGCGCCAAUGCUGUGCAUCGUUGCGUGGUCACAACUCCGAGACAUCGAAAAGUGCUCUGCUCGAACCCACUAGCCCUCACAUUCUAGUCAGCACGCCUCACACCACGUCAUCCCUCAGGCUUCCCAGCAAUACCAAAAAAACUAGCGUACAAGAAGUACUAAGAGCUAAAUUCAGUCAAAUUCAUGUCGGAUUGCGAAGACGAAGGGCCAUGUCCGUCCAGGAAUUUUUUCACACCGUGGGGAAUGGUGGAAAAGAACAAACUAAUCAACCAAAGACUGCCUUCUACGUUCCUGCUCCUGAAAACUUGACUUCUGCUGAUAGGAAGCCUCGAAUAUUUCAGUCAGCCUCGGAGCGAAAAGCUCGACCCCGCCAACGAGAGUCAUUAAAUCUCAGUCUUCCAGGUUCAGAAUACUACUACGAACCACCUCCAGACUACGAUGUCGAACCAGCACGACAUCGUCGCUGGUCUGUCGCUGCAAAUCCUACAUCACUUAAUUCAGGCCUUACCCAGCCUAUUUACACUCAUCCAACGAAAACUCAUAACUUGAAAACCAUCGAAAACUACAGCAUGAAAAUACCAAAAUCAAAAUUGCAGAAACAUCAACAUAAUUCGGAUCGAGCAAGGUCACAAUCACCCAAUUGUAACAAAAGACAAUCCGAAUGCAGUAAGGCGGAAAAACAAACGAAGUUUAAAGUAGUCAACUCAAAGAGCUAUUACGAGUUGGGAGGCGGCAGACAAAAAGCGGAAGUACGACCGGACGGUAAAUUUGAACGUGAUCGGCAGGAAUCCAUCGAAGAGUUAGAAGAGAUUGAAGAGGAGGAGAGCAAGUUUUGCACCUUACCUAGAGGCGGAAAUACGUUUACGAUUCGACAGGUGCUGUUCCACAAAGGGCAUGAUUCCAAGCCUCUGGGAUUCAGUAUUGUAGGAGGCAGAGAUUCACCUAAAGGCAGCAUAGGAAUUUAUGUGAAAACGAUUUUCCCGAAUGGGCAGGCAGCUGAAAAUGGCACUCUGAAAGAAGGUGAUGAAAUUCUGGCAGUAAAUCACAAGCCGCUGCAUGGAGCAUCCCACAAAGAAGCAAUUAAUGUAUUUAAGCAAAUUAAGUCUGGGGCUGUAUUGUUGCAUAUAGGGCGAAGAUUAAAUAAAAAUCGACGCGAAAAGCUUGUGAAUUGAAAACAGUUUAACGUUAUUUCUAUUUGCUUUAGGAUUAUGUUAGUCUUAACGUAUAUACCAAAGAUUGAACAUUUUCAUGUAGGAAAAGAGUUUUGUCGAUGUAGGUCGCUAGUUUGCCUAGGAAUGAGACGGUUAUUUUUUAUAAUAUCACAGUGAUAAAUUAGUCCGUUUACAUAACGCAUGGUACAAGAGAAGGACUGGAAUACUGAACAAAUUCGUAAAUAUGGGCAGCAGCUGUUUUAGCUAAGUAACUUGUAUGACAAGUAUUUUAAAUAUUACGUGCAAAAUGCAGAUGAAAUAUAUAAGAUAAUAUAUGUAUGUAGGUUUACAUUUACAAUUCACUGACAUAUAAUAAUGUUUCAAAUAAUGACUAAGUAUAUCCAUAGAUAAUAUCUAAUCAUAUUUUUCCAUCUGCUUAAUUUUAAGUUGUAGUUUUGAUAGUAAUCAAAAUGUGAUACUUUUUUAUCAUUUUUAAUGAAGUAUAGGCACAUAUAUGCUCCAAACCA
Dendroctonus ponderosae (mountain pine beetle) is the source of this 1823-nucleotide messenger RNA. RefSeq lists its product as uncharacterized. NCBI's taxonomy places the organism in Eukaryota, Metazoa, Arthropoda, Insecta, Coleoptera, Curculionidae. The record is from RefSeq and is a predicted model, not a curated record. Gene Ontology annotation, molecular function: protein binding. The transcript has 5 exons. Bases 70 to 1317 code for a protein of 415 amino acids.